AUGGAAACAAGAGAGGCAUCACCUACACAUUUUUUGAUCAAGAUUGAAUCAUUCUACAAGUCUGGGAUUGAUAAAUACGAAACUAAGGAAUUUGUGGCCGGUGAAUACAAAUGGAGACUAAUAAUCUACCCUAAUGGAGACAAAAUCGGAAAGGAUUGCAAUUAUGUUUCGGUAUAUUUGGCUAUGGCGGACGACACAAAUUCUCUCCCUGAAAGAUGGGAGGUUAAUGUUGUCUUCAACAUCUUCCUCUUUAAUCAAAUUGCAGCCAAUUAUCUUUGUUCACUAGGAAGAACAAGGCGUUUCCUAGCAAUGAAGGCUCAAUGGGGAUUUUCCAAAUUUAUCUCUAAAAAAGUUCUUUCUGAUACAUCAAACGGUUACCUAGUCGAUGACAACUGUGUGUUUGGUGCUGAAGUUUUUGUCCUGAACAGAGAACCUAACAUAGUUAAAAAACAAGAAUGUUUGUCUCUGAAGAAUGCCGCCAUUCCUUACAAACGCGAAUGGAAGAUUUCAGAAUUCUCUAAAUUGGGACAUGUUUGGAUGUCUGAAGAAUUUAGUGCUGCUGGGCAAAGAUGGACGAUUAGUCUUUACCCGAAAGGAAAUCUAAGAGGAGCUGGCAGCCACGUCAGCAUCUAUUUGCGCCUUGUUGGUUCUGAAAGAGUGCAAGCAGGUUUCACUGCAUUGAUAAAAAACCAGGUUAACGACGAUGAACAAGACAGACGAACGAGUAAGUCACAAUUGGAUAUUGUUUCAAACAUAAAGUAUUGA
Messenger RNA from Erythranthe guttata (spotted monkey flower), 765 nucleotides. The record is from RefSeq and is a predicted model, not a curated record. Lineage: Eukaryota; Viridiplantae; Streptophyta; Magnoliopsida; Lamiales; Phrymaceae.